Microthlaspi erraticum is the source of this 306-nucleotide messenger RNA. Lineage: Eukaryota; Viridiplantae; Streptophyta; Magnoliopsida; Brassicales; Brassicaceae. The record is from the annotation of a GenBank genome assembly.
AUGAGGUACAAUGAUGUAGAGCCUGUUGUGUACAACUUCACUUAUCUCCUGAAAGUUUGCGGAGACGAGGCAAAUCUUAGAAUGGGAAAGGAGAUUCAUGGGUUGCUGGUGAAGAGUGGGUUCUCGUUGGAUUUAUUCGCCAUGACUGGGCUUGAGAAUAUGUAUGAGAAACGUAGACAGGUACACGAGGCAUUAAAAUACAUGUGCAAUGGCCAAACGAUGAAGAUGGCUAGAGAAGGAGAACCGCCUUGCAGUGCAAGAAACUUCCUCCACCUUGCUCCUCUAAACGUGAGUUGGCUAAGGUGA